This is a messenger RNA of Cuscuta campestris, 945 nucleotides long. The record is from the annotation of a GenBank genome assembly. NCBI's taxonomy places the organism in Eukaryota, Viridiplantae, Streptophyta, Magnoliopsida, Solanales, Convolvulaceae.
GAUUCUCACGAGAACCCACCCCUACACACACACACACACACCGUAUCUCCUAAAUAAUAUAAGCGGCUUAGGGGGUUACCCUCGUUUUUUUUCCGUCUUUUUUCCGUCUAUUUUCUAACAGAGCUACUGUUCACGCUUUUUUCCUGGUCGUUGUGUACUCCCCACGAGGACGAAUGCUAUUGGCCUCUUUCUCCGCCCACCGCUUUCUUCUUCGUUUACCAGAUGCAAAGCAAUAACUUUGACAAUGUGGGACAAAUUUGCAAGCAUUCAGGGCAGUGAAAUCGAAAAGGCACUCGAAUCAGGGUGUGUAAGAAAUGGAAACAUGCUUUGAGUCUUAAGAAAUGGAAUCAUUUCUUACACAUGCUUGGGCAAACACACACGUAGUGUGUAACCUGCUAGUAUAUAUAAUAAUACUAUAAGGGCCUAAUUUAGGCUUUUUUUUCCGUCUAAUUUUAACGCCGCUACUGUUCUCCUUCUUGAUGCCUCCUCUAUUGUUCUCCUCUCCCUCUUCUCGUCCAUUGCUUCUUGCCCACUGUUCCUUCGCCGCCCCACGCUUCUUUGCCGCUCACCGCCCCACGAUCGAAACACACUUCCUAUAUCUUCUUCAUCCCUCAACCCUGUUGUUCACAUACAUCUUCUUGGGUUCGCAGGAUGUUAAUGCAGGAUUGAUCUUUCUUUCCUCUCUUGGUCUUUCUUCAGUUCAUAACCCUUAUUUCAAGUUUGGUGGAGGAAGAAGAAACUUCUGCUUAUCGUCGUCUCCUGGCGGAUAGCAAGAACAGAAGCAGAGAGUGCUUCGAGAGCAGAUCUACGAAGUAUAUUUCUUCUUUGAAUGUUUGUCAUCACAAGGGGCACAGCUGAGUUCUCCAUUGGAUUAUGUAGAGCUUCUAGAUUUGUUUAAAGAGAGAAAAGUUGAAGGUCUCACUUCAAUCAAUUGAGCUCUUAAUU